AUGAACCUUCCAGAUUCUUCUUCCCCGACCGGAGUUCUCGAAGAAUUCUUCAGAACCGAAGAAUUCGGACCAAUCUCCGAGCGGACCAAGAACCAAUCCUCUCGUUUCCGCAAGAUCGUUCAACUUCUCGGAAGCAGAUCCAAAAAGUCGAUCGAGAAUCUGAAGAACAACAAUGCCAUUAAAUCCUCUUUGAGAAGAUGCAGUAGCAUGAGAGACAAUCUCAGAUUUGGCUCCACUGAUCUUCUUCUCUCUCCCCGAAGAAUCUUCACCUUUUCUGACCUCAAGUUCGCUACAAACAAUUUCGCUUUAGAGAAUCUGAUUGGAAAAGGAGGCUACGCAGAAGUUUACAAGGGGAGGUUAUCAAAUGGACAAAUGGUAGCGAUAAAACGGUUGAUGCGGGGAGACAGCGAAGAGAACAUUGACGAUUUUCUUUCGGAGAUGGGUAUAAUGGCACAUGUAAACCAUCCCAACAUAGCCAAGCUUUUAGGUUAUGGGGUUGAAGGAGGAAUGCACUUUGUUCUUGAGUUAUCGCCUCAUGGGAGCUUAGCUUCUAUGCUUUAUAACUCCAAGGAGAAGAUGAAAUGGAGCAUCAGGUACAAGAUAGCAUUGGGAGUUGCAGAGGGUUUGGUGUAUCUUCACAGUGGAUGUCACAGGAGAAUUAUACACAGAGAUAUCAAAGCCGCAAACAUUCUUCUCACACACAAUUUUUCGCCUCAGAUAUGCGACUUUGGGCUUGCAAAAUGGCUACCUGAACAUUGGACUCACCAUGUUGUUUCCAAGUUUGAGGGCACAUUUGGAUAUCUUGCUCCGGAGUACUUAACUCACGGGAUCGUAGAUGAAAAAACCGAUGUAUUUGCCUUGGGUGUACUUUUACUGGAACUUGUUACUGGACGACGAGCGCUUGACUACUCCAAACAAAGUCUUGUUCUGUGGGCUAAACCAUUGAUGAAGAAAAACAAAAUUGGAGAGCUAAUCGAUCCAUCUCUGGCGGGUGAGUACGAGUGGAUGCAGAUUAAACUUGUGCUUUUGGCUGCUUCGUUAUCAAUCCAACAGUCAUCGAUACUGAGGCCUGAGAUGAGUCAGGUGGUUGAGAUCCUCAAAGGAAAUUUGAACGAUCUCAAAUGUAUCAUAAAAUGUAGAGUUCCCUUUUAUCGGAAAGCAUUUAGAGAUGAACUCGGCAAGAGAGAGUAG
Messenger RNA from Arabis nemorensis, 1191 nucleotides. The record is from the annotation of a GenBank genome assembly. NCBI's taxonomy places the organism in Eukaryota, Viridiplantae, Streptophyta, Magnoliopsida, Brassicales, Brassicaceae.